CUGUGAAAAUGCCCUCCAAAUCAGUCAGUACAUUUAAAAUCCCAGAAAUUCACUUUCCUCUGAUGUUCCAGUGUGUUCACUCCUACUAUACAGACUUCUUCAACCAUCUCAGCAAAGCUAUAAAUACCUUACCACCUGAUAACUCAGCAUUGCUGGCAAGGUACUUCUACCUCCGGGGACUUAUUAGUUUGAUGCAAGGGAAACUACUAAAUGCACUUUCUGACUUUCAGAACCUAGAUAAAACAGACUUAAGAAUUUUCCCUACUGAUCUGGUAAGAAAAAUAGUUGAAACCAUGCCUCCUUCGGAGCGUUUGCAAGCAGACCGCAAACCUGAGCUGAAGAAGCUGAUAAGUCGAGUGAUGGAAAAACAAAGAGAAGUUAUGAAAAUAGAUGACCAUGUAAAAAAUUUCGAAUUGCCAAAAACACACAUGCAACUGGAUGACUUUGUGAAGCGAAUCCAGGAGUCUGGGAUUGUCAAAGAUAUAGACACUAUACACCGGUUAUUUGAUGCCUUAACAGUAGGACAUCAGAAGCAAAUCGAUCCUGAAACAUUCAGAGAUUUCUACAACUACUGGAAAGAAACUGAAGCAGAAGCUCAAGAGGUGAAUCUGCCACCAACAGUAAUAGAGCAUCUAGAUAAAAAUGAAUGUGUCUACAAGUUAUCCUGCUCAGUUAAAACUAACUAUGGUGUAGGAAAAAUAGCUCUGACCCAAAAGCGCUUGUUCCUUUUGACUGAAGGAGGACACCCUGGCUAUGUCCAGAUUGCUGCUUUCAGGGAUAUAGAGGAUGUUAAGAGCACGACUGUAGCUUUCCUUCUUUUGAGAAUACCUACUCUGAGGAUUAAAACAUUAUCUAGAAAAGAAGUCUUUGAAGCUAACCUUAAAACCGAGUGUGAUCUCUGGUACCUGAUAGUGAAGGAAAUGUGGGCUGGAAAGAAAAUGGCAGAUGAUCACAAGGAUCCUCAGUAUAUUCAACAAGCCCUGACAAAUGUCCUCCUGAUGGAUGCUGUGGUUGGUUCUCUGCAGUCCUCCAAAACCAUAUAUGCAGCUUCUAAACUCUCUUAUUUUGACAGGAUGAAAAAUGAAGUGCCUAUGAUGGUCCCCAAAACAACUUCAGAGACAUUAAAGCAUAAGAUCAACCCCUCAGCUGGUGAGACAUUUCCACAGGCAAUAGAUGUCUUGCUUUAUACACCAGGGCAUCUUGACCCUUCAGAAAGACCUGGCAACGCUCAUCCAAAACUAUGGUGUGCUUUAAAUGAAGGGAAAGUGGUGGUCUUUGAUGCAUCUACCUGGUCUAUUCAACAACACUGUUUCAGAAUGGGCCACUCUAAACUGACUUGUAUGAUAAUGGUAGAACAAAGUCAAGUGUGGAUUGGUUCUCAAGACUCCAUUAUUUAUAUAAUCAACACCCACAGUAUGUCCUGUAAUAAGCAACUAAAUGAUCAUCGUUCUGAUGUUACAGACAUCAUUGUGGAGAAGAAGAAUGGAAUACCCAGUGAAGCGUACUCGAGCAGUUUAGAUGGAACAGUGAUUGCUUGGAACAUCAGCACUCUGAAAGUUAACCGUGUCUCUCAGCUGCCCUGCCAAAAUCUCACUUCUAUCAAGCUUCAUAAUGACCAGCUGUGGUGCUGUAAGUUCAUUCCUCAAAUAAUAAUAAUAAAAAAAUUACAUCUUCACAUAAUAG
Messenger RNA from Antrostomus carolinensis (chuck-will's-widow), 1683 nucleotides. It is a transcript of the gene DENND3, whose product is annotated as DENN domain containing 3. The annotation marks the transcript as partial. NCBI's taxonomy places the organism in Eukaryota, Metazoa, Chordata, Aves, Caprimulgiformes, Caprimulgidae. The record is from RefSeq and is a predicted model, not a curated record. Gene Ontology annotation, biological process: regulation of Rab protein signal transduction. Gene Ontology annotation, cellular component: cytoplasmic vesicle. Gene Ontology annotation, molecular function: protein binding. The transcript has 8 exons.